This is a messenger RNA of Eublepharis macularius, 1355 nucleotides long. It is a transcript of the gene LUZP2, whose product is annotated as leucine zipper protein 2. The record is from RefSeq and is a predicted model, not a curated record. The coding region runs from base 57 to 1094 and encodes 345 amino acids. Lineage: Eukaryota; Metazoa; Chordata; Lepidosauria; Squamata; Eublepharidae. The transcript is spliced from 12 exons.
GAGGAAUAAAGAGGGAGAGUGAAAACAAGCAUCGGAGAACAAAGCAAGGCUACAAAAUGAAAUUCAUCUUGCUUCAUUACUUGCUGUCUCUUUUUCCUGCACUGGUUCUCAGCACCAGACAGGGCUAUGAGGAGCUGGAAAGACAACUUAAAGAAGUUUUUAAGGAAAGGAGCAACAUUCUUCGUCAGUUGUCAAAGACAUCCAAAGAGCUUGAAGGAAUUAAAGUAAACCUCCAGUCUCUGAAAAAUGAAGAGGCAUCUGCCAAAAGCGAUGUACAGAAGCUCUUGGAAUUAGGCCAAAAACAAAGGGAAGAAAUGAAAUCGCUCCAGGAGGCCUUUCAAAAACAGCUUAAUGAGGCUGCUGAGAAAGCAGAGAAACAGCAGGCUACAAUUAACUUUUUGAAAACUGAAAUGGAUAGGAAGAGCAAAAUGAUCAGAGAUCUCCAAAAUGAGAACAAAAGCCUGAAAAACAAACUCCUGUCCGGAAGCAAGCUUUGUGGUAUUCAUGCAGAAGAGUCAAAAAAGAUCCAAGCCCAACUGAAGGAACUUCGCUAUGGGAAAAAGGAUUUGAUUUUUAAGGCACAGCAGCUUACAGAUUUGGAACAAAAACUAGCAAUUGCAAAAGAAGAAUUGGAAAAGGCAUCUCUUGACAAAGAGUCACAGUUGAAAGCUCUGAAGGAGACCGUACAACUCUGCCUGUCUUCAGUCUUGCACAAUCAACCUCCCACUACAAAUAUAAUCCCUUCAAGACCAAAAGAGAGACAGACAUCUCCAGUUACAAAUGGUUCAAAAGUUCCAUUUCAAGUGGCAAACACCAAGCAAAGAUCUCCUGAACACAAAGAGAGAUUUCAAAUUUCUUCAAGAAAAGAAGAUAAUAAUCAAAGCACCUGGGAAUGUAGUUCUCAAGAUGUAGGCAAAACUUGUUUAGGAAACCGAAACAAUUCAAGCUCUCUGCAAAUGAUACUGGCAGAAACAGACCCAAAUGUUCAGAAGUCACAUAGUACUCCAUGGAUUAAACCUGGGAUUAAAAAAUCAGUGGAGAGAAAAGAAAACAACCCUGAUGAACAGUCUAAAAUCAAGGAAAAGACUCUGUAAACAUCUUCUAGCUAUCUUUAAAAUGUUCUUCAUUUGCUAUCGUCUUCAUCUUUUUAGUCCAUAGGCAUGAAAAUGUAUCAGGUUUCUAAAGCAUGCAAUUUUUUCACUAUUUUAUGGAUGUUUGUAAAUUAGUCUAGAAAUUUCUGAAAUAGAUUGAUUAGUAUCUUUCAGCAAUAAUCCAAAAGAAAUGGAUGUUUGAAAAAAUGCUUUGUAAUACAGUCAAGUUUUUUUAAUUUUAUUCUGCCCUGAUCUGUAACUUGC